This is a messenger RNA of Penicillium soppii, 1488 nucleotides long. RefSeq lists its product as uncharacterized. The record is from RefSeq and is a predicted model, not a curated record. The transcript has a single exon. Bases 1 to 1488 code for a protein of 495 amino acids. Lineage: Eukaryota; Fungi; Ascomycota; Eurotiomycetes; Eurotiales; Aspergillaceae.
AUGUCGGCCGAUUUGCUAGCAGAGUUUGGUCAAGCACCUGACCCAGCAAACUACUCCUCUAGCCAACAGCAGCCAGCCAAAUGGCAGAAAAGCUCAUUUUUUGAUGAUCUAAACCAAGAGAACGAUAUCUUCGGAUCUUCGGGAAGUCUGCAGCAUAAUGAGCCCUCCCAUGCACCAUUGGGAGGCAGAAGUCAAUCUGCAACGCCCAAAACCCAGUGGCAAGCCUUUGAACAACAAAAUUUUGAUCUACCUCAACACCAAAAUAGUGAAGUGUUGUUCGAUGCAGCAUUUGACGCACCUGCAAGUGACGCAGAAGAUGAUUGGGGUGAGUUCGAGGGUCCCGAGUCAAAUAACCAACAUGCAACUCUGUCAACGGAGCCUCAGCAGUCAGCGACUGCUUCAUUCAGGUCUCAGCCUAACCAAAAGGGUUCACCGGCGUUGGGGACAAUUGACUUGCUAGACUCACUCUCGCUCCAUGACUCGGCACCAGUCGUGAAACAGCCGUCAAAAAUCACCGGGAAGCAAUACACACACGAGUCCAGUAAACCCCAAACCCAAGCAACAUGGGAUGAUGACUCGUUUGGUGACUGGGGCGAUUUUACCGAUGCGCCAAUUAGCCAACCUCAUCCCAGCUCAGAGAAGAAAGCAAUUCCAUCUCCCAAGCCACAUUCAAAAGUAUCCACUAAUCCCAAACCACCUGCAUCUACCUGGGAUCAUGAUACAUUUGAGGAUUGGGGUGAUUUUACGGAAGAACCUAGUACGAAUCCUGAUUCCAAACCCAAACCCAAACCAGCAGUCGCUGGUCCAUCUCCAAUCAGCUUUGUUUCUGGGACCACAGCGCCGGCAGCUAACGUCCGUCCGACGAACAUUCCACCUCCAUCUGUUCUCCUCGAGUUAUUCCUAGAUGUGUUUGAGAAUCUCCACAAGGAGGCUACUCUCGCAAAAUCCCAUCUGCGAUCAGCAUCGCCUUCAACCGAUGUUUCCAUAACCGCAUCAAACAUUUACAAUGCCCUUUUAUCGGCCGCCCGUGUAAUUGCAGGACGGAGUCUCCGCUGGAAGCGCGAUACAAUCCUCAGCCAAAGCAUGCGAAUUGGCCCGGCCCGUUCCGGGAAAGUCGGUGGCAUGAAACUCAACAGCGUGAACAAGCAAGAAAACAUCAAAGAAGAACAAGACGCCGUUGACGUACUUGUUGCUUGGCGCGAACGGGCGGUAGUCUUCAAUGCCAUCUUGCAAGGCGUAGGCCAACGGCCGAUCCCUACGGUCCCAGACCCUAGCGCGCUUAAGGUUAUUAUCGCUCGAGCAGACCAAGGAGCGCUAAAGGCUUCACAUCCAUGUGCGCUUUGUUCCCUUAAGCGAGAUGAGCGGGUAUUACGGGUCGAUGAACAAAAUGUCCAAGAUAGUUUCGGGGAGUGGUGGACAGAACACUGGGGCCAUACACCAUGUAGGCAAUUUUGGGAAGCCAAUCGAUACCUACUUGGGCAACGAUGA